UUUGAUACAUUGGAGGCGUUGGACAGUUUUAAGGAAAAGUAGACCUCUCAACAGCAGCGGAGUGAGCUUUCUGCUGUAACAACAACAUCUCCAAAGCCAUCUCUGUCAAAUAUUUUUUCUACUUAAGCACCGUGCUGGACGGCUGUGUCAUUGAAGAUAUAUGUUCGGUAAAGGUGCGAAGCGGAAGCUGGGCGAGGAUGAAGAGGGGUUGGAAGGCAAAACGCUGGAGGGGUCGCUGGCGGGGGGGGGCUUCGGCUUCUGUCCAGAGGGCCUGUCCAAGGUGUCGUACACCCUGCAGCGGCAGACCAUCUUCAACAUCUCCCUCAUGAAGCUGUACAGCCAUCGGCCCCUCGGGGAGCCCAGCCUGGAGCGCCGGGUCCUCAUCAACAACAUGCUGCGCCGCAUCCAGGACGAGCUGAAGCAGGAGGGGUCCCUGCGGCCCCUGCUCCUCCCCCCCUCUCCACAGCCCGACGACCCCAUGGACGAGGGCUUCCGUGAGGCGCCAUCUUCCUUUGGUGUUCUGUCAGUGCAGGUAUCCCAGCCUUCUGCACUGCUGAUGCCGACGAUCGUUCCACCGCCUUCCCCCCACCCAAUGGUGCCUCCCAACAGCCAGGCAUCCCAGGCCUGCCCCAACCAUGGAGGGGUCUGCCUCGCCCCUCUGGAAGCCUGCCUCACACCAGCCUCUUUACUAGAGGAGGAUGGUACAGAUUCCGCCUUUUGUACUCCCACCCCACCCACUCCUCCAAUGUCGCCGCCCACGCCGCAGCCUCCCCCGUUACCUUCGGCACUUCUGAGCCAGACGGCCCCCCGGGUCCCUGCGCCGGCCUCGUCCAACGACUGUUUACCCUCCACUCUGAGUGACAUGGAGUUGGCUCCUCCCACAGCCAUAACAAGGACAGCAGCAGCUAAUGCUAAUACCGAGACUACCUCCCUGGCUCCCACGCCACUCACCCAGCCCUCCCCCUUAGAAACGCUCUCCCCUGCUCACACAGGCCUACCAAGAGACUGCAGGACUGUGGGAGUUAAACCAGAGGCAGAUAGCGUCUUGCUAGCUGAUGCCCGUUGUGCAGAGCUGCCCCCUGCUGGCCUGGCAGACAUUUCUUCCUCCUCUUCCUCCCCCUCGGGGUUCCUCUCAGACUUGGCACUGGACGACGUCCUGUUUGCCGACAUCGACACGUCCAUGUAUGACUUUGACCCCUGCACGACGGGGGGGGCUGUGGGCGUGGCGGCAGGCGGCAUCACCAAACUGUCGCCGGUGGUGACGGCGGACGACCUCCUCAAAUCGCUGGCUUCGCCGUACAGUGGCCCCGCCCCCCAGGUUUCAGCCAAUCAGCCUUUCAAAAUUGAUCUGACAGAACUGGACCACAUCAUGGAGGUGUUGGUGGGGUCGUGACUGACGGACUCCGUCACCACGGAAACACUCAGACAGUUUCAUACAGACAACAGACUGGAAUGAACAUUUAGGAAUCGAUUUUGGCAUAUUCCUGUUUGUUGUUUUUAUGUUUUUUUAAUAGGGUCGGUAAUUGUAAACAUCGAUUGUGAUGUCAAUUAGUACUACUAUGACAACUACUC
This is a messenger RNA of Gymnodraco acuticeps, 1572 nucleotides long. RefSeq names its product SERTA domain-containing protein 2-like. The coding region runs from base 161 to 1393 and encodes 410 amino acids. Gene Ontology annotation, cellular component: nucleus. The transcript is spliced from 2 exons. Gene Ontology annotation, molecular function: transcription regulator activity. NCBI's taxonomy places the organism in Eukaryota, Metazoa, Chordata, Actinopteri, Perciformes, Bathydraconidae. The record is from RefSeq and is a predicted model, not a curated record.